Messenger RNA from Saprolegnia parasitica CBS 223.65, 1269 nucleotides. RefSeq lists its product as hypothetical. Lineage: Eukaryota; Oomycota; Saprolegniomycetes; Saprolegniales; Saprolegniaceae. The transcript is spliced from 12 exons. The record is from RefSeq and is a predicted model, not a curated record. Gene Ontology annotation, molecular function: protein binding. Bases 32 to 1207 code for a protein of 391 amino acids.
CUUGGCCUACGACGGGGACCCGCGCUUGGAGAUGCCGGCGAUCCAAAAGCAGCUUGUGGAGCAUGCGAACCACUGCAUGAAAAUCGCGUGGGAGGUCCUGGUCGCGAUGCGUCCGACAAAGCAAAACCCGCUCGAAGCUGCCAUCUUCACCAACUCGCUCGGGCUUGUCAAGCUCUACACGACGCUCCAAGAGGGCAUGCAUGACAUUCCGCCUAAGAUGGUCCAGUACUUGCUGCCAACUUCGGACAUUGACGCGAUCACUGCCGACGGUGAUUACGCUCUCUACAGUGCGGCCUCGAAUGGCUUCUUGGAGAUUGUGCAGCUUCUUGUUGAGCAUGGCGCCACCGUCGCGCCAACCAACGUGAGCGGAGAACCCCUCUUGCUUCGCGCUUGCGGCAACGGUCGUGUCUCGGUCGUCGACGCACUUCUCCGCGCCGGUGCCGACUGCAAUGUGACUGAAUCGUAUGGACACACGGCGCUGCUCGUUGCGACCGUCCAUGCGAACGUGGAGAUGCUACAGCUUCUCGCUGCUCAUGGCGCCAACGUUGCAUACGUUGACCAGACAUCGGAGCCGACCAUAUGGGAGCCGACGACAGCCAUCGCACUGGCGAGUAGCUUGGGUCAUGCGGCCGUGACAACACAGAAGGGGUCGAUGGCGCUGGCACAUGCUGUGACCCGCGGCCACGGCGAUGUCCUUCGCGCGCUCCUACCUCUUGUGGAUGUACACGCGACUAUCGUGGUCGACGCCCCGAUGAGUGAAACCGGCCCAGAUCAAGCCCUUUUGAACCUGGCGAUGACGAUGCCACUGCACGCGGUUGUCGCGUGCGAAGCCAUGGAGUCCGUCGAGGGCCAUGGUGACUAUAUGGAUGCUCUCCGUGCGCUUCUUGAGUGUCCGUCCAUCGACGUCAAUGGUCGCUCUGAGGAGGCCAAUGGGGCGACGGCCUUGUACUGUGCGUGCGAACGCGGCAACCGCAGCUUGGUGCGCGCGAUCUUCGAGCACCCGGACUGCGAUAUCAACGCGGCCGACAAUGAUGGCAACACGCCGUUGCACACGGCCUCUCGAAAGGGUUUGCCCAUCAUGGUUUCGUACUUGCUGGCGCAGCAGCCACGGAUCAACAUUCUUGCUGAAAACAAGGAGGGCAUGACGGCAUUGCAAGUCGCAAUCAUGCAUGCCAAGCGCGACGUGGUGGCACCGAUUGUGCCUUGAACCAGCGCUCGUCGUACACGCCUUGACCAAUAAGUCAAGUACGCCGCCUAGUUGAUGCUCUC